AUGGUGGUGCCUUCAACAGAACUAUUGGAGGAGGAGCAUCACGCGGCAAGUGGGCCGUGCGCUGCUGGCACCGCUGGUGGCUGCCUGGGGCGCUCGCUCGCUCUAGUUCGGAAGAAGCCUCGUGCUGCAGCAGCUACAGCCGCAGCGCACGGCCAUCGCCCUUCAGAACACAGCAUGGCCAGCCAACCGGGAGUAGCCGAGGCCGUUUCCUCCCAGGACUGUAAUUAUGAAUGCUCUAAAGGAUGUAGUGGGAGAGGAGAAUUAGGGCAAAUGGCAGAGACUUUUAAGGCUAAAGAUAUAAUCAUCACACCAGCCACCAUUUUAAAAGAAAAACCAGACCCAAAUAAUCUUGUAUUUGGGUCUGUUUUCACGGAUCACAUGCUGACAGUGGAAUGGUCUUUGAAUUUUGGGUGGGAAAAGCCUCAUAUUAAGCCUUUUGAGAACCUGUCAUUACAUCCUGGCUCAUCAGCCCUUCACUAUGCAGUGGAAUUGUUUGAAGGAAUGAAGGCAUACCGAGGAGUAGAUAAAAAAAUUCGUCUGUUUCGACCAGACCUCAACAUGGACAGGAUGCUUCGAUCUGCAGCAAGGAUAACUUUGCCUGAAUUUGACAAGAAAGAACUUUUAAAAUGCAUACAAGAACUCGUGAGAUUGGAACAGGAAUGGGUUCCAUACUCAACAUCAGCAAGCCUCUAUGUUCGCCCCACCUUUAUUGCAACUGAGCCUUCCCUUGGAGUAAAGAAGCCAACAAAAGCCCUACUUUUUGUAAUUCUGAGUCCUGUGGGACCUUACUUUUCAAGUGGAAGCUUUAAACCAGUAUCUCUGUGGGCCAAUCCAAAGUACAUAAGAGCCUGGAAGGGUGGAACUGGGAACUACAAAAUAGGAAGCAAUUAUGGUCCCUCCAUUUUUGCCCAAAAUGAAGCAUCGAAUCAUGGAUGUCAGCAAGUUCUUUGGCUUUAUGGAGAAGAUCAUCAGAUAACUGAAGUGGGAACCAUGAACCUUUUCCUAUACUGGAUAAAUGAAAAUGGAGAAGAUGAACUAGCAACUCCACCACUAGAUGGUACCAUUCUUCCAGGAGUGACAAGGCAAAGUAUACUGGAUCUGGCACACAAAUGGGAUGAAUUUAAAGUAACUGAGAGGUACCUCACUAUGAAUGACUUAAUCAUUGCUCUGAGAGAAAACAGAGUAAAAGAGAUGUUUGGCUGUGGUACAGCUUGUGUUGUUUGCCCGGUUUCUGAUGUACUAUACAAGGGUGAGAAUAUUCAUCUUCCUACUAUGGAGAAUGGUCCUAAGCUUGCCACCCGUGUUUUAAAUCAACUUACUGACAUCCAGUAUGGAAGAGAAGAGAGCGAUUGGACAAUCUUGGUGUCUUGAAUGGAAACACAGGCAACAUCAUCUAUACAUUAUUGGGACGAGCCAUUGUGUUUGAAUUGUGAUAGAUUUGUUAGGCUGCCAUUUAGAGCUGUGUGUAAUGUAUUUUCUACUAUCAUUGUGUUCCUGGAGGUGAUUGUCUCCAUGUGCCAGAGAAUAGAAAUAACAAUCAUGUUAUUUUCUUCAGUAAGCUUGCUAGUAGAAGCUUGCCUUCUUGUAGUAAGGAGCGAAGGUGAAGCCAUAUAAUAUAGAAUUUUCCUCACAACUUCUAGUGCCUCCUUUAGUGGCCUUGUCUUUACCCAUGAUUUAGAAUGGAAUAUGCUCUUCUUCCUUUCUCUCCUUGG
Molecule: messenger RNA, 1712 nt
Organism: Trichosurus vulpecula (common brushtail)
Lineage: Eukaryota; Metazoa; Chordata; Mammalia; Diprotodontia; Phalangeridae
Gene: BCAT1
Product: branched chain amino acid transaminase 1
Exons: 12
Coding region: 1-1371 (456 amino acids)
Biological process (GO): L-valine biosynthetic process; L-leucine biosynthetic process
Cellular component (GO): mitochondrion
Molecular function (GO): branched-chain-amino-acid:2-oxoglutarate transaminase activity
Source: RefSeq, a predicted model, not a curated record